This is a messenger RNA of Prinia subflava (tawny-flanked prinia), 2235 nucleotides long. It is a transcript of the gene DPP7, whose product is annotated as dipeptidyl peptidase 7. NCBI's taxonomy places the organism in Eukaryota, Metazoa, Chordata, Aves, Passeriformes, Cisticolidae. Bases 81 to 1577 code for a protein of 498 amino acids. The transcript has 13 exons. The record is from RefSeq and is a predicted model, not a curated record. Gene Ontology annotation, biological process: proteolysis. Gene Ontology annotation, molecular function: dipeptidyl-peptidase activity; serine-type exopeptidase activity. Gene Ontology annotation, cellular component: vesicle.
ACGUGACGCCGAAGCGCUGUGUCACGUGACUGGCGCCCCCGCGGGAGCGCUCGCUGUCCGGUACGCGCGCGGCGGCUGCCAUGGGGUUGGUACUGCUGCUCCCGCCGCUGCUCCUGCUCCCGCCGCUGCUCCUGCUCCCGCCCGCCCGCGCCGCUCCCGCUGCCCGGGUCGUGCGGCCCGGCCUGGAGGAGCGGAUCUUCCCGCAGGUGAGGGACCACUUCAACUUCGAGACCUGCGGCAACGAGACCUUCCCGCAACGGUACCUGGUGUCGGCAAAGUUCUGGAAGAAAGGAUUUGGACCUAUCUUUUUCUAUACUGGCAAUGAAGGUGACAUCUGGACUUUUGCUCAGAACUCUGACUUCAUAUUUGAAUUAGCAGAGGAACAGCAAGCACUUGUCAUUUUUGCUGAACAUAGGUAUUAUGGGAAGUCUCUUCCCUUUGGACUUGAGUCAACACAGCUGAAGAAGACUGCUCUGCUCACCGUGGAACAAGCCCUUGCUGACUAUGCAGUGCUCAUUACUGAGCUUAAGAAACAGUUUGGUGCUGCGGAUUGCCCUGUCAUCGCUUUUGGGGGCAGCUAUGGAGGAAUGCUGAGUGCUUACCUGAGGAUGAAAUACCCAAAUGUUGUGUCUGGUGCAUUAGCUGCCAGUGCUCCUCUGCUGUCUGUGGCUGGGCUUGGAGACCCCACCCAGUUCUUCAGAGAUGUCACAGCAGAUUUUCAAAAGUCCAGCGUAGGCUGUGUCACAGCUGUCCGUAAAGCCUUCCAGCAAAUCAAGGACCUGUGCCUGAGUGGAGCCUAUGAUGAGAUCAGCAGCAAAAUGGCCACAUGCAAUAAGAUCUCUAACAAGGAGGAUGUUUACCAGCUGUUUGGGUUUGCUAGAAAUGCCUUCACCAUGAUGGCCAUGAUGGACUAUCCAUACAAAACCGACUUCAUGGGUGACCUCCCUGCCAAUCCAGUGAAGGUUGGCUGUGACCAAGUUACUGCCCACAAAGACCCAGUUGAAGGCUUGGCUGCUCUUGUUGGGGUGUUAUACAACUCCUCUGGCUUGGCGCAGUGUUAUGAUAUAUACCAGCUGUACCAGUCCUGUGCUGACCCCACAGGCUGUGGCAUCGGCUCGGAUGCAGAGGCUUGGGACUACCAGGUUUGCACCGAGAUCAACUUAACAUUUAACAGUAACAAUGUGACAGACAUGUUCCCUGAGAUGCCCUUCACAGAGGCUAUGCGUGAGCAGUACUGUUGGAACAAGUGGCGUGUGAGGCCACGAGCACACUGGCUACAGACAAACUUUUGGGGAGAAGACCUGAAAAGUGCAAGUAACAUCAUUUUUUCAAAUGGAGACCUGGACCCAUGGGCUGGAGGUGGGAUAAACAGCAGCCUCAGCCCUUCACUGAUUGCACUUACCAUUAAAGGAGGUGCCCAUCACCUUGAUCUCCGGGGACACAACCCAGCUGACCCCCCAUCCGUCACGGAGGUGCGCAAGCUUGAAGCCAGGAUCAUCAGCAGUUGGGUGAAAUCUGCAAGCAUGGAGCGGGUGCGGGAGCAGGGUGCAGGAGCUGCAGCAGGCAGCCAGUCCUGAGCCCUUCCAUCCCCACAGCCCCUGGAUGUAGCCUGCUGUGCUGGUUCUAGGCUGGCUGGGACACCAUUCUGUUCUCUGCCAUGAUGGUGGGAACUCCCUUUUCCAAAGUGUCCCACCUACACCUCAUUGAGCAUCAAAAGAAAUGCAAAAGGCCAAAUCACUGACAGAAGCUGAAACCACAUUUUCUGGGCUCCAUGCUUGCCUGCUCAGGCUGAGCUGUUACAAAGGGCAGCAAUAUGAAAAGGUCCACGACCCAUCACCGACCUGAACACGAUGGUUGCAUGAGGCACUUUAAGGUUGAAACUAAAAUAUUUUUAGAGAAAAAGGAAAUACUAGGUGGCUAGUUGAAAAGCAGAGGUAUGCUCAUGACUGACCCAGGGUCAUGGUGAGUUCCACUAGUGACCAGUUAUCUAAAACAGACUACAUCAGUCUUAGCCGGGGCUGUGAGUUGGGAGUGUUUUAGUUUUAACAAGAGAUUCUAGCUGAUGAGAUGAAGAUUUAUACGAAGGAAUCCUAGGGUGCGCUGCUGUCAAUCAAGGUCUGUGUAUUAGUGACCAGUAAAGCACACUUCCACUGAGACAUCUUCAGAGCUUUUGGAAAUCAAUUACAAGUAUAUUAAAAUGUGCAAUAUAAAAGUUUAUUAAAGGAUGUCAUAUAA